ACUUGGUGGAAUCCAUUUCCAUCAUGGCAGGCAGUAAGUUGGUACUGGAAGGUAGAGUAAGUGUCAGGAGCUUUCUUUUAGGUCUUAGCGUGGUCAUAAUUCCUUUGAUAAGAUCCUGUUACGGACAUUUCGACUGGGUCUUUGAUUAUCUGACGGAAACUCGUGGAAAAAUAGCCAUUUGUUUGCAUAUUGCUAUUAUCAAUGGCAUCUUGUUAGUAAUAUGCAGGGGACCUCUCUACAAGGUUGCUGUGAGAGCCUGCUUUUUAGGAGUUACCUUUGGUUGUGGUUUAAUUAUAAGCUGCACUGAAACCACUUGGACACAUUUUGGCUGGUAUAUGUGCUCCUUGGCAUUCUUCCAUUACUCCGAGUACCUGGUGACGGCCAUCAUUAACCCUCGCAGUCUGUCACUGGACUCGUUCCUGCUCAACCACAGUAUGGAGUAUACACUGGCAGCUGUCUCAUCGUGGCUCGAGUUCACUGUGGAAAUGCUAACCUUUCCAGAGCUGAAGCAGCUGAAAUGGUUGAGCGUCGUGGGUCUGCUCAUGGUGCUGUGUGGCGAGGGUCUACGGAAGGCGGCCAUGCUCACAGCCGGGUCCAACUUCAACCACAUUGUCCAGAAUGAAAAGGCCUAUAGUCACGUGCUGGUCACCAGUGGGGUGUAUGCAUUCUUUAGACACCCGUCCUAUGUGGGCUGGUUCUACUGGAGCAUAGGAACACAGGUCCUGCUGUGUAACCCCAUAUGUACACUGGGCUACACAAUAGCCAGCUGGAGGUUCUUUCGGGAGCGGAUCGAGGAGGAGGAGAUUUCCCUCAUCAAUUUCUUUGCCGAGGACUACGUAGAGUACAAAAAGCGGGUUCCCACCGGGCUUCCCUUCAUCUCAGGCAUCCGCAUCAACUAGCCCCAGGAGAAAACAACUCUUGAGUGGACUUGACUCCAAAAGCAGGCCAGACCUGGUGUCGACGUGGUCACAAAUCCUUCUGUGGGCUGGACUCACUAGCUCACGCAAAAAGACCACGACAGCGUACACAGCGGCAAGCAAAGUGGACUUCUUUUACUUGGCCAAACGCUACAAUCCAGUCAGAGACCAAAAAUCUUUCACCGUUUUUGUGUGUAUCCUCGUAGCACUUGUUUGUUUUAUUUGCAUGCUCGGAUCAUGCUAGGUGCUGCUUUGUUGAACAAUUAGCAGGUGUCAGAAGAGAGUGAAUGGCAGCUUUAUAGUGGAGGGGUUUCGCUUUGCAAAGGGACAUGACAUGACAUGUCCAGCAGCAUUUUUAAGCCAAGGUGGCUACAAAAAAAGGGAUUCCAUAUCGGUAUUAAAUAUAUUUAAUAAUGUAUAUCUAAAUGAUCUAGAACUGUCUUUUGGUGUGAGGUAGAUAAUCCAAGAUGGAUUACAUUCGGCUAGAUGUGGGUACACACACGUUGGCAGAUAGUGAUUGGACGCCGCAAAAAAGUGGACGUGAUGCUGUUACUACCUCUGUAGCUGGCUCAUUUCUACUAUGGUUCCAUGUGCGAAUUGUAACUAUCUGCUUGGAAGGGCUGUAUACAAGGGGCUAUAUAUAUAUAUAUAUAUAUAUAUAUAUAUAUAUAUAUAUAUAUAUAUAUAUAUAUAUAUAUAUAUAUAUAUAUAUAUAUAUAUAUAUAUAGGAACAUGAUCAUUCUUUCCAGUGAGCAUCAUACAUACAUAUACAGUGGAUCCCUGCAUAUUCGUGAUGCAGUAUUCAUGGCUUCACAAAUUCGCUAAUAAUACAGUAUGAAUACAUAAUACAGGUAAAAUAUACAGCAAAAAAAAGUUCGGCAGUCCUUGACCACACCCUAGUUGUUGUGAGAUGCUUAUACCUUCGAGACUGUGACUGCCGAUUCCAUCUGUUCAUGUGUCAUCUUACAGUAUCAUUCAUUAGUGGCGAGUGAAAUUGAUGGAGAGCCAUGUGUUCAAAAUAGACCUUUUUAUGCGAGUAUUACACCAUGUGACUCAUGUGAAAAGCUGGGAUCCACUGUGUGUGUGUUUGUGUGUGUUUGCAGGCAAGAGAAUAGAAAGCACAACAACGGUGACAAAAUUCCAACACAGGAAGGCAUCAAAGCAGCAGGCAAAGAAAGACUACCUUCCGCUCUGCAGUGACUAUGCUUACCACUGCCCUCUUAUUUACAGGACUGUUUUUUUUUUAUUAUUAAAAAAAUACAUUCAAUCUAGACUCGUUAUAUGUAGCAACGUUUACAAGAUCUUGAAUGAUAUAACUUUAUUUUAUUUUUUUGCACUGAUUGCACUCGUGAUGUCUUCAUACCAAGCAAUGCUGUUGAAGUAGACGGUGAUGAUAAUAAUAGUCAGGGAGUCAGUGACUGAAUGGACUGUUGGUGGAAUCCAUUUGAUCAUCCUCGCUCAGGCUAAAAAAAGAAAAAACACUUUUCACACAUGCUUGGGAUAAAUUGUCUUUGGAUUUGUUUUUAGCCUUAUUAAAUAAUGGUUCUUUAUUUUUUAUUUAGUUGUAUUUAUGUCCACUAAUUGUGUUAUUAAAUUUGAAAUUUUAAUUGGA
Molecule: messenger RNA, 2529 nt
Organism: Doryrhamphus excisus (bluestripe pipefish)
Lineage: Eukaryota; Metazoa; Chordata; Actinopteri; Syngnathiformes; Syngnathidae
Gene: icmt
Product: isoprenylcysteine carboxyl methyltransferase
Biological process (GO): C-terminal protein methylation
Cellular component (GO): endoplasmic reticulum; membrane
Molecular function (GO): protein C-terminal S-isoprenylcysteine carboxyl O-methyltransferase activity
Source: RefSeq, a predicted model, not a curated record